Messenger RNA from Sinocyclocheilus grahami, 1705 nucleotides. Its product is annotated as glutaminyl-peptide cyclotransferase. Gene Ontology annotation, molecular function: zinc ion binding; glutaminyl-peptide cyclotransferase activity. The record is from RefSeq and is a predicted model, not a curated record. The transcript has 8 exons. Lineage: Eukaryota; Metazoa; Chordata; Actinopteri; Cypriniformes; Cyprinidae. The coding region runs from base 313 to 1365 and encodes 350 amino acids.
UUAUUUACAGGCUGCAUCGUCAAGAUGCAUGUCAAGGACGAAACAGACCGGCGUUUGUGAUGCGUGUGUGAAUGUUCCCCAGCAGUCCUCUCGUCGAUCAGCACUAUGAGCUGGUCAUUUCUGUUCAUUUAUUUGAUAGAGCAGUGCCUGUGCCAGUUCCGGACUGCUGCUGGUGUAAUCUUAAUUUGGCAUCUCUCGUAAACACAAGAUGAACAGCAUAAGGUAGGCUACAAAGCAGCGACUGUCGGGUGGAACUGUUCCGUCGCGCGCUGUGACCGAUUACUGCUGCUGUGCUUGUGCGUGCUGGUGGCAAUGACAUUAACACUGGCAGUAUCACGAUCUAACCACCAAACCAUAGAGUAUGAUUUGCCUCCCAAACCUCCUGACCUAUUCAAAGACCAGCUUAAUCACCAGCCAGGUAAACCCACUGCUGCCCAAGUGAAGUGGCUCGUCUCGCAGGUUAAAUGGGAAAGACUGUGGUAUUCCCAUCUGCAUCCCAUUCUCACUGAAUGCCAGCCAGGAAGCCGUGGGAGUCGGGCUGUUCGAAAACACAUCUUUUCUCAACUGGAUUCUCUUUCGGCGGGCUGGUCUGUAGAAGUGGACUCCUUCAUCUCCAAAACCCCUCGUGGCCCUGUUAGCUUCUCUAAUGUCCUGGCCCUGUUGGACCCAAUGGCUCCUCGCCGACUGCUUCUGGCUUGUCACUAUGACACCAAAUUUAUACCUUCAGAUCCUAGUGACCCACAGAAGGUGUUUGUGGGUGCCAGUGAUUCAGCCGUGCCUUGUGCUAUGAUGCUGGAACUGGUCACCACUUUGGAUCCACACCUCAAAAAGCACAAGCAGCUAUUGAUCUUCUUUGAUGGAGGAGAAGCUUUUGAGCAGUGGUCUCAGACAGACUCGCUAUAUGGUUCACGGCACCUGGCAGACUCCAUGUCGCGCGUUCCUCACCCGCCGGGUUCUGAACAAACCACACUGCUGAAUGCUGUGAUAAGUCAGGAUCCUUGUGAUCUCCUUGUUCUUUUGGACCAUAUUGGUGCCCCUGAUCCCAUGUUUGUGAAUCACUUUGAGAACACAGCUCGCUGGUUUGACCGCCUUAUCGCUGCUGAAAAGAGACUUCAUAAUUUGGGGCUCCUGUCUUCCCAUCCCAAAGAGCAGACCUAUUUCAUGAAGGAUGUGAAUAUGGGGCCAGUUGAAGAUGAUCAUACUCCUUUCCUUCAGAGAGGAGUUCCAGUGCUGCACAUAAUCGCUACGCCAUUCCCUUCCUUCCUACACACGUUGGAGGACACAGCGGACAAGGUUCACAGUCACACUGUGGAGAAUCUCACCAAAGUCCUUGUGGUCUUCCUGGCUGAGUAUCUGCGGCUCUAGGAUGCUAUAAUAUUACAUCCAACCACAUCCGUCGUGGAUCGGUCUAUUCCUCAGCUGCACUGCUUUAGGAUAUCUAAUAUCAGUGACUGUUCUCAGAGAUGCAUAACGUACUGUAUACUCUCAGGCUGCCAUCCUAUAUCCUGACAUAUGCUUACCGUUGGACUUUCUGACAUGUUAGUCAAUCGGUAUCGUGCCUUCAGAUAGUUUUGCUAUCUAGUAAUGCACUGUAUAGACAAAAUAAUAUUAUUAUCUGUGCCAAAAAAGGUUUACAUAUGUUUAUUCAUCUAUUCAAUAACUGCAAUAAAAUCAAUAGAAUGCAAAGUAGAUGCUUCAAGUUCAG